AUGUCCGGACUCGCAGAAGCUGAUCAGAAAGAGCUGCAGACCUUCCUCGACGCAGAACAGGCCAAGGCUCGCGUUCAAUCGUCGAUCCACACUUUCACUGACCGAUGCUGGGAUCAGUGCAUCAAGUCGUCGAUCGGAUCUAGCUUCGGUCGAGGUGAAGAGGCUUGCCUCAGCAACUGUGUCGAGCGCUUCCUCGAUACUUCGCUGUUCAUCGUCAACAAAUUGCAAGAGCAACGAGGUCAGAUGUCCUAA
Molecule: messenger RNA, 252 nt
Organism: Mycosarcoma maydis (corn smut)
Lineage: Eukaryota; Fungi; Basidiomycota; Ustilaginomycetes; Ustilaginales
Product: putative protein transporter
Exons: 2
Coding region: 1-252 (83 amino acids)
Source: RefSeq, a predicted model, not a curated record